CACCAAUACAAUAGAAAGGUGUAUCAUUUUAUCAUUUUUACCCUUAAACGCAUUAAAAUGCCGCACACUUGGCUAGCCGAGGGCGUUCGUCAUUAUGGUCCUAACGCCGUCCCCCAUCCUGCAGCCAGUCACCGCGUCUCUCAGUAAAUGCAGUCGUGUAUCGGACAGUUUUCCAGACAUUACCGAACAACGACUAAUGUGUUUCAGAGAUAAAGAUGGCCUCUCCUCAGCCUGGCAGCCCACCUCCUGCAGAGCAGAUAAAACAGGAUAAAGAGAGCCAGGAAGAUGAGGCAGAGUCAGAGGACCAGCCUGUGAAGAAACGUGGUCGAGGAAGGCCUCCAAAAGCCAAAGCUCCCUUUCAAUGCUCUACAUGCCCAAAGGCUUUCAGGAUCCGAUCAGCGCUGCAGAGACACGAGCUUGCGGCACAUGCGACGGACCAUGAGCAGCAACACGCCUGCUCUCAGUGUACCAAAACAUUCACCAGCAAGGCUCAGCUCUCGAAGCAUGAGCGCACUCACUCGUCCCAGCGCCCCUUUCAGUGUCCCAACUGUCACAAGGCUUACAAGACCCCCACGGAGCUACGCAACCAUAGCCGCUCUCACACUGGGGAGAAACCGUUCAUAUGCACAGAGUGUGGGAAGGCCUUCAUGCAGGCGAUAUGCCUGAGGAUCCAUAUGACACAGCACAGUGGAGCGCGUCCUUACUGUUGUCGUCAGUGCUCUAAGAGCUACCCCACCCUCUCCAAACUGAAGGUGCACAUGCGCUCUCACACUGGAGAAAAGCCCUACUUCUGCGCCGAGUGUGGUAAGAGUUUUGCCGAUCCCUCUGUGUUCCGAAAACAUAGGAGGAACCACCAGGGCCAUCGGCCAUACGCCUGUGACAAGUGUGGGAAAACGUACACAGAGUUUAAGGACCUGAAAAACCACGAGCGCUCCCACACUGGAGAAAAGCCAUACCUGUGCUCUGACUGUGGAAAAGCCUUCUCUCGCUCCUCCUCUCUGGCCUGUCAUCAGCGUAUUCACUCCCAGAAUAAACCGUAUCAGUGUGAGCAGUGUGGCAAAUGCUUCACCCAGCUUUCCUCCUACCAGCCUCAUCUCCGCACUCACUCUGGCGAGAAGCCCUUCCUCUGUCCACAGUGUGGCAAGAUGUUUUCUGACCCGUCCAGUUUCCGUCGCCACCAGCGAGCACACUUGGGUUUCAAGCCCUAUCCCUGCGAUAAGUGCGCCAAAAGGUUCCGGCAGCCGGCUGAUCUGGCUGUGCAUGAACGUGUUCACUCUGGAGAGCGGCCUUACAAGUGCCAGAGCUGUGACAAGGCCUUUGUGGCGUCUUGGGAUUUGCGGCGCCACAUGCUUGUCCACACAGGACUCAAGCCUUUUUCUUGCACCGAGUGUGACAAGUCAUUUGCAGAGCGCUCCAGUCUCAACAAGCACCGGCGUGUGCACUCCGGAGAAAGGCCUUUCAAAUGUAAGGAGUGUCAGAAGUCAUUUGUUGUGUCCUCCAGCCUGCGCAAACAUGAGAAAACUCACCUAGCUGAGCAGACUGAGCAGCAGCAGCAGCAGCAACAGCAGCAACAACAACAGGAGACAGAAGCAGGAUCUGCUUCAGGCUUUACAACCCACACAACUCUCCCUCAGUUCUCUUGUACACAUUGUGAUGCUACAUUUGGAACCUGGGAUGAAGUUCAGACCCAUGAAAGUCUUCACUCCAUGGACGCCACCGCUCCGACUGUUACCAAACUUGUGCCGCUGUGCUCGCACGUCUGCGAAACCUGCCAGGCAGAGUUUGCACAGCUGGCAGAUUUACAGGAGCACGAGAAGCAGCAUCCCAAACCGAGGCCUCACGUCUGCACGAGCUGUGGCAAAGGCUUCCUCAACAAAUCUGGACUACGGAAACACCAGAAGAUCCACUCCACCAAUAAACCUCACAGCUGUUCCCACUGUGGCAAAGCCUUUCUGUUUGCUGCCUACCUUCGCAAGCACUUACGGACUCACGGAGAUGCUUCACAACCCGCCCAACACAUCAGUGACCUACACAUUAUUCACACAGACCCACUUCCUUCCCCUCCGCCACCAAGCGAGGAUUCCCCCUCCACGGUUGAAGCCAGCGCCGUUCCCCUGACGGUUCCUGUACCUGUACCUGCGUCUGCCUUUCAGACUCUGCCAGAGUACCUGGUGAAGGAAGAGGGACUUUGAAGGUUUUCAGAACUUUGAUUCACAAAUAUUUAGCCAGUGACCUUAAAUCUUUUGUGAAGAAAAAAAAAAAAAAGGAAAGCACAGACUGUUUUGUGAGAUGUUACAUAUUUUGUCCAUAUUUAAAAACAUACAACUAUAUAAGUAGCUUAUUAAGGAACUGAUUUUUAUGUUGUAAUCUUACAAACAUACAGUAUGUCAUCACUGUAAAAUCUCACUUGAAUCAGUAGGCAAGCCCGUUUUUAUUGCAUUUUAACGUCUUAAAGGCUUUUUCAUUUCAUUAUUAUUUUUUCAUGUCCUGAUCAUUUUUAGUUGUUUCUUUGUAUAAAAUAUGUAAUUUUCCCCGUCUAGAGUGGCAUUCCGUAGUAUUUGUGGAAUCCAGUUUUUUUUGUACAAAUGAAAAUGUCUAUGUGCAAAAAAAGUGACAGUAAGAUGUUUUGCUUCCCGAUAUUAAAAACUAACCUAAUAAUGAAUGAAAACUCUCGUGUUUCCCAUGAAUGACAGUAGUACCUUUUUAAAUUCAGAACAUCAAGAAUCAUUUGAAACCAUGCUCACACACACGCGUGUUUCCACUGGCUCUACUCGCCUCACCUCUGCACGGCACGGUUAAGCUGUGUUUCCACUAGCAGAGUACCUUUAGUACCUGCUCUGACUGGCGGCCACUGAUUGGUCAGAGUGGUCACAGGAAGGGACGUCCGACGCAAGAAUCAAAGCUGAACAAUGCUGAACUGUAGAUCAGUUUAAAAAAGACUUAACAAUCCUAAAAAACGUGGGUUCAUCUCCAACAAUUACCUCGGAAAUGUCUAAAAUCUCAAUAUUUAGGAGUCUGGUGAUCGCGAGCGGAAAUCUCAAACCCUGCCACUGUAUUUGAGUCCAGUGACUGGGUCAGAUGGAGUCUAACAAAUAUUUUUAAUUAACUUCUUAAUUAAUUAGCUUCUAAUGAUUCAGUUACACUUUUUUUGUAGUGGAAAUGCAAACUAAGCCGUACCAUGCCGAGGCGAGGCGAGCCGGGACCAUAGUGGAAAAAGGCCAUUCGACUUUGGCAUGAGUAAAUGAGUGGUUUUCUUGAUUCGAUCUGACCUGAUCUG
Messenger RNA from Solea solea (common sole), 3277 nucleotides. It is a transcript of the gene znf668, whose product is annotated as zinc finger protein 668. Bases 216 to 2192 code for a protein of 658 amino acids. The record is from RefSeq and is a predicted model, not a curated record. The transcript is spliced from 2 exons. Lineage: Eukaryota; Metazoa; Chordata; Actinopteri; Pleuronectiformes; Soleidae.